Molecule: messenger RNA, 738 nt
Organism: Parastagonospora nodorum SN15
Lineage: Eukaryota; Fungi; Ascomycota; Dothideomycetes; Pleosporales; Phaeosphaeriaceae
Exons: 2
Coding region: 1-738 (245 amino acids)
Source: RefSeq, a predicted model, not a curated record
AUGACAUCCUCCAUCUCCGGCCCAGGCAUCCUCUUCGUGCGCUCCCGCAUCUCCUCCCCCCUCCUCUCCGAACCCACAUUCCUGCACUGGUACGACGACGACCACAUCGCCGAAGUCGUCGCCACAUCCGGCAUUAAAAGCGGGUUCCGAUAUGUAGACGUCAAUAAGACAUCGCCGAAUGGGAAUGAGGACAACAAAACGCCAUUUUUGGCGUGCUAUCCCAUGAAGAAAUUGGAGUUCAUGCUGGGGGAGGAGUUCAAAGAGAUUAAUGUUACGAGCGAGAUAUUGCCGGGCAACGGGGUGAUUUACGAUUUGGCGGAUAUGGAUGUUAGAUUUUUGGGAUUGGUGGGGAAGAUGGGGGAGAAGGAGGAACAAGGGCCGGCGAAGUUUAUCCUGACAUGUGGUGUCAGACUGGGUGCCUCGCAAUCAGUGGAUGGGCUUUUUGAACGACAACAUGAAGAGCUGAGGAAAGCUCAGGGAUAUUUGCGGACAUUGUCGUUUGACUUGCGGUUUGCGAGGUCGAACGCUGAGUCGAAGAAAUUGAAGGGUUUACCUGCGGGCGACGAGCCGAGUACAGAGCCAAGCACACAUCUGGCUAUACAUGAGUUCGAAGAAAGACCAGAUGAGCAGCUUGUGGAGAUUGUAAGAAAGAGCGUUAGUGAAUUAGGGGAUGUGCAACCAGAAGUCUUAGUAUUUGAGUUGCACAGGGUGCACGGCGAGAGGGAGUUCUUCGACUAA